ACGAACCCAUAUGCUACAAAGAAUGUAAAAACUAAAAAGUUUUGAUAUCGGUAUUAGAGAUGUUGAACUGAACCGAGUAGAACCAACCGAAAUCAAAUUAGAGCCCUAUUGAGCUUCUUCACCACUUCCUCCUCCUCCUCCUCUAGGGCUUAUGCGCUCGUCUCUUAAAUCUCCGAUUCCCUGAGCUAACUCGUCGGAAAAAAAUGUCUCCGAUCGAGAAUUCGUCGUCUUGGACACUCGAAUCCGACCUAGAGGAUCUAGACAUCGACCUCCAGGACUACGGACCUUCCCUGCCUCCCAAAAAAGUCCCCAACGGAGACAUUUUCGAAGCCUCCCGCGCCGGAGACGUCGACAGGCUCCGCUACCUUCUCGAGUCCGGAGUCAACGUCAACGCUCGCGACCGUUGGGACUCCGUCGCUCUCUACUACGCCUGCCUCACCGGACGACUCGACGCCGCUCGGUUGCUUCUUGAAAACGGCGCCAUUUGCUCCGAGCACACUUUCGACGGCGACCGUUGUCACUACGCUUCUCUUAACCUCAGGAUUCGGAAGCUUCUCAAGGCUUUUGAAGCUCGUCCGCCUCCGCUUGCUCCCUUGCAAGCUUCUCUUAGGGAUACGUUUCUCGGUUGCCGCCACAAUCAAGCUUAUCUCAAACAAGGUUCUGAUGGGAACAGUGUUUCAGUUGAUGAGACUGGUAGUUCCACUUACUUCCCACCGGAUGUGAUCUUCUUCGUUCAAGGCAGACCAGUUGAAGCACACAGGGUUAUCUUAAGCGCUCGGUCUCCGUUCUUCAAGCAAAAGUUCGAGAACGAAUGGAAAGAACGGAGAGAAGUUAGGUUCUCCAAAGAGAAGCUUUCGUACCCCGCUCUCUGCAGCCUCAUCCACUUCUUCUACUCGGAUAGGCUUGAGAUCUCCGUCGACGACAUGGAAGAUCUCGUAAGGAUCUGCAAAGUCUGCAAAUGCGAAUCUUUGCAGAAGAUCGUCGAGAAGGAGCUGAUUCACCAGAGAUAUGCUGAGUACAAGACGCAUAGAGAUCUUGAUAACUCUAUGAAACGGUUUAUCUUGCAGGGUGUGGCCCUUCCGGAGGAAGACAGGCUUCCUGCUUCCUUGGGUAGGAUUCUUGGAGUGGAUAGCCUUGCUGACGUUUGCGUUAGAGUAGAUAAAAGGAGUUAUUAUUGCCAUCAAGUGAUACUAGCGUCGAGGUCAGAGUACUUCAGAGCGAGGUUAUCACGAGUGAAUGAUUUUACUGAGGGGAAAAAUGGUUUGCCUGGUGAUAGUCUUCCGUUUCUUGAAGAACAUGAUUUGAGCGCUGAGGCUUUCGAGAAGAUGAUUGAGUAUAUGUACACUGAUGGCUUGAAGGAGAUCAGUCCAGAUCAGGCUGAGGAGAUCUUUGAUGUUGCAUCUCGCUACUUACUGUUUCCUCUUAAACGCGCUGUGGCUGACGCCUUGUUGCCUCAUUUGGAAUCAGCCACACCUGCAGAGCUCUGUCAUUGGCUUGUUUUGUCAGAUAUGUACGGCGUGUUAAAGAUAAGAGAGUACUGCCUAGACCUGGUUGCUUGUAAUUUCGAGGCGUUUGUGGAGACCCGCGAGUUCAGGGCAAUGCUAUUAACGUUGCCUCCACCAUCAGGGGACUCUUCACUUCGAACCACUGUUCCAAGUGCACCAGGUGCAACGAUGACCACAGACCAAGGGAAUCUGCUCGAUGAUCUGAGAGAGAAGUGGCUUGAAGCGGAGGCUUUGGAGCUUGACAUGAGAGACGAGAGUGCUUUGAUUUUCGAUAAGCGCCUCAGAAUGCUUGUGGAAAUGGCGGAGCAAGAGAAAUCAGAGUCGGAAGCAGAGGACAACAGAGACACCGGUCCAUGAUUGUAGUUGGUUCUCUCCUUAAAGAGUCCGGUGAAGACAAGUUUUGAGUCUGUUUUGUUUUCAUAUAUAUACUUUUACUCCUUUCUCGUAAUUUUAUAUAGAACCUUUUCAAGCAUUUCUCUACACGGACGAUCAAACAUACCAUUAGAUGUUGAUAAUAUAAUUUCAGUCUCUGUGGAUAAGUUGGAGAUCUCUUCUGUCA
Messenger RNA from Brassica napus (rape), 2064 nucleotides. Its product is annotated as BTB/POZ domain-containing protein At2g04740. The transcript is spliced from 5 exons. Gene Ontology annotation, molecular function: protein binding. Gene Ontology annotation, cellular component: ubiquitin ligase complex; cytoplasm. Bases 204 to 1862 code for a protein of 552 amino acids. The record is from RefSeq and is a predicted model, not a curated record. Lineage: Eukaryota; Viridiplantae; Streptophyta; Magnoliopsida; Brassicales; Brassicaceae.